CUGUGGGUACCUAACAAAUAUUUUGUUGAACUCUACAGAUAUGAGUAAAGCCAAGCGUACAGCAACUUCAUCAAAAGAAUUCAAAGGCGCAGAUUCCAGCAAUGAGAUUACAAUUGCGGUUUCUUUGCGUGCGCUGUUUAACCUGGAGAACUACAAAUACCCACAACAUGCGAUGCCUAUACCAGGAGUUGCCUUCCCCUUUGUUAAGGCGCUGAAGAACACGCUGGCGAAGCAAAACCCCAGCGAUAAACUGCUAGUUAAUAUCGUAAUAACGGUUCCUGAAGCAGAACGAGUGAAUGAGCAGCUGGAGAACAUCAUCCAGUAUUUUGGUCGGCUGAUGAGAUAUAAUGAUACGAAUCUUCUCAACCUUCUGAUAGAAAACAAAACAAAAUUGUACCUCUCCAUCAACUCAGCUGAAGUGGCUAAUGCCAUCAAUCAGGGUAUCGCAGCAGCCACCUUGUUCACUCCGGAAGCAAGAAUGGAACUGAGUGAGUCUGAGCUGCGAGUUGCGUUUGAUGGAGACGGCGUGAUUUUCUCAGAUGAAGCAGAAAAAGUGAUGAAGACAAAAGGACUUAAAGCCUUCCUACAACAUGAAGAGCUCAGAGCGGAAACUCCUCUUCCUGAGGGUCCUCUGAAGUGUUUCCUGGAAGUUCUGGUGCAGCUGCAGAAAAACAGAUGCCCGAUCCGUACGUUUCUGGUGACAUCACGAGAAGCACUGAUUGCAGGACGCAGAGCUUUAAAUACUCUGCGUGGAUGGGAUCUGAAUAUUAAUGAGAUGAUUUUCCUUGAGGGAAGUCCAAAGGGUUCAAUACUGCAAGCAAUCAAACCGCACGUUUUCUUUGAUGAUCAAAUGAAACAUGUUCUGAAUGCGAAGGAGGCCGGCGUCGUCGCUGCCCAUGUGCCUUAUGGGAUUUCACAAGAAUAUAAUUGAGAGUAAUAAUCAAGCAGACAGAACAGUGAGAGUAAAGGGAAUGGGGUUUUUAAUUGUUGUUGCUGUUUCAUAAACAUUCUGUUUAAAUCAGUUAACUGUAUCCACAUUAGGCCUGUGCCAAUAAUCUGUUAUACGAUACACCACAAUAUUGUUAUUAUAAAACAUCGUCUCAGAUACCAGGUGAUGCAUCUGAUACCUGAUGAUGUUCUAGUGCACACUGUUGCGCUAAUGAACAGACAACACCAAAUGACAGCAAUCUGGACAUAAUUCAUAACUAAUGAUCAAAGCAAAGCAGACUGCGAGCUGUGAAAAUAUCAGGCGGAGGAGCUACAGCGUCUUCCUACAGUACAGCUGCACGCGUCCUGAAUCAGGGCAUCCCUGCUACAGGUGUUUAUUCUGUGCUAAUUAGGUACAUGCUAUAGUAGUCCAAGACACACAGUGCAGACGCGUAAAUACAUCAUCACUUCCUGUUUACUGUUCUGAGUAACGGUUGUAAUUGGAUUCAUCGAUCAACCUGUUGGCAUAGUGACAUUUAGCUAGCGAGCAUAACUGCACACCUUCACACAGCUGAUCGCUAACGAUCAUUAUACGUAUGCGUAACAUCGCCACGUGUCUAACGCUGGCAGGAAAAACAUGGACAAAUGUUACAUUAAGGGUGUCGUAUACAUUAUCAUAUACUUUAUCAUAUACUUUAGUUUAGAGUUUAUACAUACAUUAAUCUUACUACUAUUAUUACUAAGUUAGAAUCUUUGCUUUGCAUGUGCUCUGUUAUUAUUUUUAAAAGAUUUUAUUAUUAGUAGAAGGUAGGUGUUUAGCAUUAUGUGUAAUUUAGCAUGUUAGCUUUUGUGUGUACGUUAUACACGCAUUCUCACCUGUCUGUGCAUUUAAAUAAAGAGUUUGGAAGAAAA
Molecule: messenger RNA, 1839 nt
Organism: Pangasianodon hypophthalmus (striped catfish)
Lineage: Eukaryota; Metazoa; Chordata; Actinopteri; Siluriformes; Pangasiidae
Product: cytosolic 5'-nucleotidase 1A-like
Exons: 6
Coding region: 41-931 (296 amino acids)
Biological process (GO): adenosine metabolic process; nucleotide metabolic process
Cellular component (GO): cytoplasm; cytosol
Molecular function (GO): magnesium ion binding; 5'-nucleotidase activity; nucleotide binding
Source: RefSeq, a predicted model, not a curated record